AACAAAACCCCUCUCAGGUGACAAAGUUCCACAAACAUCACGUCACUUCCUUCCUAAAGAAAGGGGACACCCCCAAAAAGAGCCUCCGAGCAGCCGAUAUUCACCGUUUAUAUUAACUUGCCCUACAUAUCGCUACCAUGAACAGGUAAAGUCGUGUCGUGGGGGGUUUAAACAGUUUUCUGCGUCUUCUGUCACGGCAUAUACGAUCUCGCUGUUUAUACGAAUCUGACGGAACUAACCGGGAACUGUCGAAUUUGAAACUUUUUUUCCCUCUUUCCUCCAUUCAUUCCACAACACCAAGAGUUAAGGUGAGAAAUAUCCUAAAUAAAAUAAAAAAACACUCGUGCCAGAGUUUGUUGUCAUUUUUUGUCCGCGUUAUUAACCGGUGACUUUGUUGAAGCGCGCGACGCUCCGGGAUGUUUUUACGCGACUUUAAACGCACCUCGUCCGUGAUUUGGGGAUUCCUUCUGGACCUUUAGCUCUUCUGGAAAGACAUGAGCUCUGGAAAUGGGUCUGUGUUUGGGCUCAGAGGUGACAACAGAGGAGGACAAGAAGGCGAAGAUCCACAGCUCGCAGAUAGACAGAGACCUGUACGAGUACGCCAAGAGGGAGUUGAACGUGGUGAAGAUCCUCUUGCUGGGUGCUGCAGAAGGUGGAAAAAGCACUCUGGUCAAACAGAUGAAGAUUAUCCACAGUCAUGGAUUCACCAAACAGGAGCUUACCAGCUUUAAGCCGGCGGUGCUUGAUAAUCUGCUGACCUCCAUGAAGUUUGUCCUGCACGGGAUGGGUGUCCUCCGCAUCAACCUCGCCAACCCAAAAAACAAGGUUCACGCUCACUCGGUUCUCUCGUGUGGCCGUUGUUUUGAUGAAGACCAGAUGCUGUUCCCCUUCAUAGCCCACGCCCUUUGCUGUUUGUGGGCGGAUCCGGGUGUGCGUUCGUCUGCGGCACGCGGAUACGAGUACGAACUCAAUGACUCAGCACUAUAUUUUUUCGAGAACAUGAGCAGGAUCAUCGCUGACGAUUACAUGCCGACAGAGACGGAUGUUUUGAGAGUGCGACUGAGAACCACAGGAGUGAUCGAGACACAGUUCAAAGUCAAACACCUGGUCUUCAGGAUGUAUGACGUUGGUGGUCAGCGGACGGAGAGGAGGAAGUGGAUCAGCUGUUUCGAGUAUGUGAGGUCUGUGCUGUUCGUCGUCUCUCUGAGUGGAUAUGACAUGACGCUGGUAGAGGAUCCAUCUAUGAAUCGCCUGCAGGAGAGUCUCAAGCUCUUCUCUUCAAUCUGCAACAACAUCUUCUUUAGGGGCACCUCCAUGGUAAGAGACGAGUCUAUUAACAGGGAGAGCUCCUCCAAUCUCCUCCAUUUAACUCAAGAGGCCACACUAAACAUAUGA
This is a messenger RNA of Danio aesculapii, 1395 nucleotides long. It is a transcript of the gene gnav1, whose product is annotated as guanine nucleotide binding protein (G protein) alpha v1. Gene Ontology annotation, molecular function: GTPase activity; G-protein beta/gamma-subunit complex binding; G protein-coupled receptor binding. Gene Ontology annotation, biological process: adenylate cyclase-modulating G protein-coupled receptor signaling pathway. Gene Ontology annotation, cellular component: heterotrimeric G-protein complex. The coding region runs from base 508 to 1395 and encodes 295 amino acids. The transcript is spliced from 7 exons. The record is from RefSeq and is a predicted model, not a curated record. NCBI's taxonomy places the organism in Eukaryota, Metazoa, Chordata, Actinopteri, Cypriniformes, Danionidae.